AACUAUGUCAACAUGGGUGGCAAGUUCUAGGCCCAAGUUCCAGCCAGCUUCAAGUGGCUGCUCUAAUAGCUGAGGGGACUGGCUGCUUUUAGGCGGCUCCCCUCAGACUCUGAGGGGAUGCCUAGCCCUAUUGUAGGGACGUGGCACGCCAAUGGUUUCUAUGGCAACUUCAGAAGCAGAUGCAGGAGUGACUACACCCAAGAGUAUCGUAAAGCAGCCCAGCCACAACCUCCUGAUCUCUUCCUGAAGAGAAUGAAGGAAACCCCUUCUAAGCACAUAUUCUCCAAGCAUGACAACAGGCAUGCCUUCCCAGGAUCAGCUACAUAUUUUGAAAGUGGCCUUGGAAGAAGGAGAAUAGAUGGGAGCCUUCCUAGCACCCAGAACUUAAUUGACUGGAUGCCCCUAAAGGAAGAGUUACAACGUGAGAGGCCCCUUGUUUCGAGCUAUCAAUCAGACUUCCGCUCCACAGAAAAGCCCCCCCAGCUGUUAGUUCAUCACGCCCACUUGGAAAAGCGGCCCCUCCAACGCACACCCAGCACUACCUAUCAGCACACAUACCGGAGCUACUACUUAUGUGAACCCAGCCUUAGGGUACUCAAAUCACACCAGCUGAUCAAAGAAGAUAAACCCAAAGAGCCAGAGUCUGCUCCCGCCACUUCCAGUGAGCCCACUGCUCCCAUCCAUAGCAAGUCUUCUGCUCCUGCCUCCAGUGAGCCCACUGCAACAGAUGCAAAUGCAACUGCAGAAGCUCUUGCUCCAGGACCUACCUAUGGGCACUCUGUGCCUUACAAGACACCCCGAUGGACUGUCUCAGACUGUUUGAACUGGAACAAUUGUUGAUCACAUGUGGUAUUUCCUCUGCCUGUGUCUGAGGAAAGUGAAAUGCUCCUUUGUACGAGGUUAAAAAUGGGAAAAAAUAAAAUCUUGCUGGCCUGCGCAAUGUCUGACAUACAGGAGUGA
This is a messenger RNA of Pogona vitticeps (central bearded dragon), 960 nucleotides long. The record is from RefSeq and is a predicted model, not a curated record. Lineage: Eukaryota; Metazoa; Chordata; Lepidosauria; Squamata; Agamidae.